Benincasa hispida (wax gourd) is the source of this 921-nucleotide messenger RNA. RefSeq lists its product as uncharacterized. The record is from RefSeq and is a predicted model, not a curated record. NCBI's taxonomy places the organism in Eukaryota, Viridiplantae, Streptophyta, Magnoliopsida, Cucurbitales, Cucurbitaceae.
AUGACCAAAUAUCUUAGCGAACAUACAUGUUCUCUUGAAAUGAGAACUGGUAAUCAUCGACAAGCAAAAAGUUGGGUUAUUGGACACUUAAUAAAGUCCAAAUAUGAACAAGUUGGCCGAAUCUACUACCUAAGAUAUAUAAUUGAGGACGUUCGACGAGAAUAUGGAGUGAACAUUACCUACGGACGGGCUUAUUGCACUAAAGAGUACAGAUUGAUGUAUACACGAGGGCCGCCAGAAGGAUCAUAUGCUAUUGUUAGGGCAUACGACGAGGCACUUAAGCUUGCAAAUCUAGGUACCAUAUUUGAGGUUGAAGUAGAAGACGUUCAAUACUUUAAGUACGUCUUCAUGGCACUUUGUCCAUGUAUCAGGGGUUUUCUAAACUGCAUCCGCCCAGUAAUCGUUGUUGAUGGGACCCAUUUUCAUGAGAAAUACAAAGGUAUGUUGUUAAUAACAACGUGUAUUGAUGGAAAUAACAACAUAUAUCCUAUCGCCUUCAGUAUUGUAGAUUGUGAGAACGAUGCAUCAUGGACUUGGUUCAUGACUCAUUUGAAGGCUUCAAUAGGAGACGUUUCCAAUCUAGUGAUUAUAUCAAAUCGUCACAUCUCAAUUGCAAAGGCGAUUGCAAGGAUAUUCCCUAGUGCAUUUCAUGCCCUGUGUAUAUACCAUAUUCGGAACAAUUUGUUGGACAAAUUCAAGAAUGAGGACAUAAUCCCACAUUUCUACCUAGCGGCAAAAGCAUAUAGAAUUUCUGAAUUUCAAAUGUAUUGGGCUAAGCUCCAUCAAUAUCCUGGUGUGACGGCCUAUCUUGAGGAGUUUGGAUUACAACGGUGGGCAAGGGUUUAUCAACUCCAUUGUAGGUAUGACAAGAUGACGACAAAUAUAGUAGAAUACCUCAAUGGAGUGUUGAAAGAUGCCUGA